This is a messenger RNA of Saccharomyces mikatae IFO 1815, 2085 nucleotides long. RefSeq names its product Pdr8p (gene PDR8). The transcript has a single exon. Gene Ontology annotation, biological process: DNA-templated transcription; regulation of DNA-templated transcription. The record is from RefSeq and is a predicted model, not a curated record. Lineage: Eukaryota; Fungi; Ascomycota; Saccharomycetes; Saccharomycetales; Saccharomycetaceae. Bases 1 to 2085 code for a protein of 694 amino acids. Gene Ontology annotation, molecular function: DNA-binding transcription factor activity, RNA polymerase II-specific; DNA binding; zinc ion binding.
AUGUCACCUAUUAUUGAAAAGCCCGUUGCCAAUGGUAAGAAAGGCAAGAGGAGGAAGAUCAUCAAAUCAUGUGCUUUUUGUAGAAAAAGAAAGUUGAAAUGCAAUCAGACUAGACCUAUGUGUCAGCAAUGCUUAAUUAGAAAAAUGCCGCAAUGCAUCUACACAGAAGAGUUUAACUAUGCCUUGUCUAAUAGAGACUUGUUUGGGCAAGUGCCCAACGUAGCAUUAAUUCAGAAGAUUGAGAAUUUACAAACUUUACUGAAAGAAAACGAUAAUGAUAGCGCAAAACAGGUGCAUUGCAGAAGUUCAGAUAAUCCGUUAUGGUCUCUCCGUACUUCAAUUUUAGGUGAGAAUGGCUCGAUGUAUGUUUUUGGUCCGACAUCUUGGAAAACUUUGUCUUUGUUUGAGCCAAAUAAGUUUCAAACCGAGUUUCAAAACCUGUGGAUAGUCUUGAAACCGCAUCCUAUAUGCACCGAGACCCAGUUAGAAGAUAAUCAUAUUGUCUCUCAUUUACCCAGCUUUUCUCAAAUUGAAAGUUGUGUUGAAUCUUUUUUUGCUAGUCCGCUGUUUGACUUAUUGCAUAUUUUCAACAAGAACGAUAUCAUCUCCCUUUUAGACAGAUUGUUCAUCCGAGACACAAUUAACGAUGAUCUAGUUAUCCUUCUCGACUUGGAAGGUAAGCCACAGAACAGGUAUAACAUUGGUAUUAUACUUCAGAUUCUUUGUUUGAACUAUUAUAACCAAAAUGUUCCCCCAUCCGUAAGUCAUUUUAUUUGUAGUUUAAGUGCGGCUUCCACGUCAUCAUCGAGCUCAAACUUUGUGGAAACACUACAAUUUUGUUUAAUUUCUUAUAUUAAUGUGAUGAUAAAUUGCACAGAUGGUGUAUGGGAUGCAACCCAAGGCAUUGAUUUAAUUAACAAGCUAUGUCAGGGAUGCAUAAGUUUGGGUUUGAAUGAUAUCGAUAAGUGGUAUUUGAACGAAAGAGAGGAGGACAGGCAAACCCUAAGAUGUAUAUGGUUCUGGGCACUUUUCCUUGAUGUUAGCACAUCAUAUGACGUGGGUAAACCUCCAUAUAUUUCUGACGACUUUUUUGAUUUAAAUAUAUUUACAGCGCAAAAUUUUGGAUCUCUAGGCUUUGACUUCAGGAAAGUCAAGUUGAUGCGCGAUUUUCUAAAGAUUUCUCGAUCCAUUACUCGUGAUAUUCACAAGAAGCAGAUCAAUAAAAGAACCUCGACUUCCCCGUUGAGAUUGAUAGAAUUUAUACAAUCUAAUUUUACACCUAUUGAACAUUAUACAAAUCCAGUUUAUUACUCUGUCGUUGAUCCGUUCGAUAUAUUGAUUCUAUCGAGAGCUUUAAGUAUGGUCAUUAGUUUGUACAAUGUUGAGAUUGUCAUUGGUCAACUUAGUAAAAUCAUAGAUAAGAACAGAAUGGUUCAGUUUUUGUUGAUAUCAAUAUCAGUUUGUGUCAAUACGAUUUUAUUUAAUGUUGGAAAAUCCAUUAACGAACAAGAAGACACUUUAUCUGAAGGAUUAAAACUAUCGACUGUUCUGAUUAAUCCACUAUUAAUACGGAUAAUAUCACAAGGGUAUAGUUUAGCAUUUAAAAGGUUGAUCAUCAGGGAGAAAGGGUUUCUUUUCCUAAUUGACCUUGACACAGGGAAAAAAAUUCAAUUUAUCAAAUAUCAGGAGGAGAACUUCGAUGAGCUUUUGACAGGAUUCGAUGUUAGAACUGAUAAAUUUCUGUCAUUUUCUGGAACAACAAUCAGAUUUUACGAAAUUAUCGAUAACAUAUUUGAGUCUAAUGAAAGAAACAAACAGCUUUUGAGAGCUGUCUCCAAAUGCUAUCAGUUAACCUCAACUUUGGCGUUUGAACGUGUAAGUAGGGUAUUAUUUGACAAGGCAUCUCAAGCAAGAAUAGAAACUGAAAAAAUUUGGCUAAAAAAGGGUAUUAAUAUGGAACACUUCAGUGAUCUCAUGAUUGAAGAUUUUACUAAUGAUGUUUGGAAGAAGUUUAAAGACAUCUCUAAAGAUCUAUGGUGUCUGGACCAAAAACAAUUCUAUAAACAGUAUCAUUUCGAUUUAUAA